AGGCCAUUUCUUGCACCGAUAAGAUUGUCUUUGCGCAAAUUCCGACGACAAAUCGGGAAUGAGGCUACGUAAAUAAACCUCGUUUCUGAGAUAGAAAGUGACACGAAUCACGAGAGCGAAGGGUCAUUUUUGAAAUUUCAAGCCUCAGGAUAAUCGAAUCAGAGAUCAUGGCAAAGAAAAUACUAGUCACUGGAGGAGCUGGCUAUGUGGGUAGUCAUGUCCUGGUGGAAUUGCUCCAGUGUGGUUAUGAAUGUGUUGUAGUCGAUAAUUUAGUCAAUGCACAUACAGAAAGUAUUACAAGAGUCAAAGAAUUAUCUGGAAAGAAUGUCACCUUUCAGCAAUGUAAUCUUCUAGAUAAAGAUGGUCUUGAUAAAUUAUUUGAACAGAAUUCCUUUUAUGCUGUUGUUCAUUGUGCUGGCCUCAAGGCUGUUGGGGAGUCAGUUGAAAUUCCACUUGAAUAUUACCAUAACAACGUAACAGGGACAAUUUAUCUAUUACAGUGUAUGCAGAAACACAAUGUCUUUAACCUGGUGUUUUCAUCGUCUGCAACUGUUUAUGGAAAGUCGCAGUACCUCCCAUUGGACGAGAACCACCCAACGGGAAUAGGUAUCACAAACCCGUAUGGACAAACGAAAUUCUUCAUUGAGCAGAUAAUCAAGGAUGUGGCAGCAACAAACAAGGCGUGGAAUACUAUUCUUCUGCGCUACUUCAACCCAGUGGGUGCCCAUAAAUCAGGAAGAAUUGGCGAGGAUCCACAGGGAACACCAAAUAACUUAAUGCCAUACAUCAAUCAAGUAGCCGUUGGCAGAAGGACGCACUUGAAUGUGUUUGGCAAUGAUUAUGAAACAAAAGACGGAACUGGUGUGAGAGACUAUAUCCACGUGGUCGACUUAGCUCUUGGACACGUGUCUUCAGUGAAAAAGUUAGAGGAAAAUUGUGGUUUCAAAAUUUACAACUUGGGAAGUGGCCAUGGGUAUAGUGUUUUAGAGAUGGCAGCUGCGAUGGAGAAGGCUAGUGGAAAAAAGAUUCCUUACAAGAUCGUCCCGCGGAGGGCCGGUGACCUGCCUGCAAUAUAUGCUGACUCCUCACUCGCACUAAAAGAGCUGGGGUGGAAAACAGAACGAGGCCUUGACGAGAUGUGUGAAGAUAGUUGGCGAUGGCAAAGUAACAACCCAAUGGGAUACUCAAAAACCGACUGAUAAUUCUGGCAGUACAGAUGGUUUAUAAAACAAUUAAUACAUUUAGUCUAAUUUUGAAAUGAUUAUAAUUAUAGCUUUCAGGGCAAACUUUUGUCAGUGUUGCUUUUUGCAAACAUUGAAAAAAUCUUGAACUGAAUUGAUAUAUUGUGGGAACUGGAA
Molecule: messenger RNA, 1358 nt
Organism: Rhopilema esculentum
Lineage: Eukaryota; Metazoa; Cnidaria; Scyphozoa; Rhizostomeae; Rhizostomatidae
Source: RefSeq, a predicted model, not a curated record